Molecule: messenger RNA, 387 nt
Organism: Protopolystoma xenopodis
Lineage: Eukaryota; Metazoa; Platyhelminthes; Monogenea; Polystomatidea; Polystomatidae
Source: the annotation of a GenBank genome assembly
AUGCAAUUAACAACCAAGCACCAUUCCAGUUCGCCUACUUCGGAUGAAAUAAACCAAGCUGAUCUGCCUGGCGCGGACGCUAACCCUGAUCCGAGUUCCCCAUUGGCAUUUCCAUUCACACGUCUUGGUCUGGCUGAAUCAAGCCAUCCUAACAACAUAAGCUCUGGCUCUGCUGGAUCUGGAAGUGUUGGCUUUGGAGCUGGUGACUCCGGUGGACAUGGCACUCUUCAGCAAAAACAGCAACAGCAUUUGCAUAACUUUAUGCCACCACCGGGACUUCUUCUAGCCGAGCCACACAUGCGUAAGCGCUUGGGUGUCUCUGGCGAACCCACGAUGUUGCGCAGCGUGGGGGUUGAGCUCAAAUAUCAUGAAAAGGAUGCCACGUAA